Molecule: messenger RNA, 321 nt
Organism: Aureobasidium musti
Lineage: Eukaryota; Fungi; Ascomycota; Dothideomycetes; Dothideales; Saccotheciaceae
Source: the annotation of a GenBank genome assembly
AUGGGCAAAGCGACAGUCAUCUCGUCGAGUGCUUUCCUCGCCAUCGGAGGUUUCCUCUUUGGUUAUGACUCUGGUAUCAUUGGAGGAGUCAUCUCUUUCGAUACGUUCGAUGAAUACUUUCACAAUCCAAACAGCGCUGCAACCGGUGGUAUUGUCUCAACCUUUCAGGGUGGUGCUAUGCUGGGCACCAUCAUCAACAUGGUCUUUGCCGACCACUUGGGACGUAGANGAACCAUCGCUGCAGGUUCGAUCGUCUCCUUGAUUGGAUGUGUUCUUCAAGCUGCAGCUGUCAAUAUGGCUAUGCUCAUGGUUGGAAGGUAA